AAAGAAGAGGGAAUAAGCGGUUCUGUGCGUCCAUUAAGGAAACUAGAGCAGGAAACAUGGCCAGAAAUUACCCAGAUAAUGUCAAGGAACACACUACCAUCGUCACGGAUCGUAAGCCGGGAUUCUUGGAGCGUCUCAGUGAUACUGCUGGGGGAAUGCUGAUCGGAUUCCUUGCCUUUUCAUUUUCCUUCUACGUUUUGUUUACUAAUGAGGGCAGAGCAGUACAGACUACAGCUUCACUGGAUGAGGGGCUUUCCACUGUGACGUCUUUAAGUAAUAUUCUUAGAAUAGACCCCAUAAAUGAAGACAAAUUAGUGCAUAUAUCAGGUGCACUGAAGACAUCCAAGCCUUUGUAUGAUCCGAACUAUGGUGUUUCUAUCCAUUGCGUGAAGUUGAAACGUCAGGUUGAGAUGUACCAGUGGGUGGAAUAUGAAGAGUCAAAGGAGUACGAAGAGAAUGGAGAAACAAAGAGAGAGACAAUCUACACCUACAACACAGAAUGGAAAUCCGAGGUUGUGAGCAGCAGGCAUUUUGACAGAGAGAUUGCACAUCGCAACCCCAGUGCUAUGGCUGUGGAGUCCUUCACCGCGGUUGCUUCUGAGGUGGAGGUUGGAGAGUUCUCUUUGGGAAAAGGAUUGAUUGAUAAAAUUGAGAACUUUAAGCAAAUGAGCUUAGAGCAGAUGGGCAACCCUCAUGUUGAUGUCACAGCUCAAGGGGACUAUUUCUACCAAAGUGCCAACCCGAAGAAUCCAGAGGUAGGAGACCUGCGCAUCUCUUUCUGGUAUGCUGGCGUUUCCUUGGGUUCAUCUCAGUACGGAGCUGCGGACAUGGUGAGUGUGAUUGCACGGCAAAGAGGAGAGGUGCUCAUGCCGUACAAAACCAAGUCCGGAGACACCUUGGAGUUGCUGUAUAUGGGGACUCACUCUGCAGAGGAAAUGUUUCAAGAAGAACACCAGAGCAAUAAUUUUAAGACUUGGGCUCUUCGGGGUGCUGGAUGGCUACUGAUGUUCAUUGGUGUUUCCCUAAUGACCAGAAUCUUGUACACACUGGUGGACUGGUUACCUAUUCUGCGGGACCUGGUCAGUCUUGGCCUGAAGAUCUUUGCUUUGUCCGUGUCUGCAUCUCUGUCUUUAAUGACCAUUGCAGCAGGAUGGUUUUUCUAUCGGCCGCUCAUGUCGCUGGUUCUAAGUGUCUUUGCCGUUGGAAUCCUCGUACUGGCCAAGUCACAGGUUCCACACAAGAAGUACCAGUAGUGCCAUCUUUCUAAUGUUCUGGGGGCUGUUGUCGUGCUUGUAAAGCUUUAUUGUAAGGUUGAUUUGGAUUAAAUUCCAGGGACAAAGCUUUUGCUUACUGUUGGUCAUUGUUAACAUUUUAAACUUCCACUGAGAUUUAAAAAGAGAAAAGCUGAUACUCCCUUUCACCUACUUGUAGGUCUGCCAGCUAUUCUUAAUGUUAGCUGAAUGUCAGGGCAGCUAUAAUAUAGCAUCAGCGAGAUCCCUUACUGUUACAUGUUAGAUUCUUAAGCAAUGAACUAGUGAACAGCGUAUGAGCAGCCUAUUGCUAAUACAAUCUCCUUCACUAACUGG
Molecule: messenger RNA, 1586 nt
Organism: Spea bombifrons (plains spadefoot toad)
Lineage: Eukaryota; Metazoa; Chordata; Amphibia; Anura; Pelobatidae
Gene: TMEM43
Product: transmembrane protein 43
Exons: 12
Coding region: 57-1253 (398 amino acids)
Biological process (GO): nuclear membrane organization
Cellular component (GO): nuclear inner membrane
Source: RefSeq, a predicted model, not a curated record